UUCUAUAAUAAUAAAAAGUUAAUUAAAUAACUCAUGCAAAAUAAUAAUUAUUGUGCUUAUUAAUAAUUUUUUAUGAAAACAUGAAUAAUUUAACAGAUGCACAUUGGUUUCCUUUAACAUCACAAGGAAAUAUUUAUUCAAUGACAAAAUUGUGUUCUGCCAAUGGUUUUAAUAAAGUACUAGUAGCUUCUCUAAAAAGAAAAAUAUAUUCCUGUGAAUAUCAUUUAAUGCCAAAUCUACAUUUAAGACCAUUGGUCAAAGAAUUACUUUUUACAUAUAUUCCUAGUGGUGCAGAAAUUAUAUCUAUUGAUGCUUAUAAUAAGAUUGAUAGUGGUGAUGGAUUUGUAAUAGGAAUAACUAUUUUAAAGGCAAGUACAGAUACGUCUGUAGAAAGAUAUUUAAAUAUAUAUACAGAAGGUGCUAUAGAUGGAGAAGGAGAUGAAGGAAAUUCAAUUGAAGCUAUAGCACAAAAUUGCCUUAUGGUUGAAUUACCAUAUACACCAUAUCAUUUAUAUCAUACAAUAUUACCACAACAAAAUGCUCCUAAUGAGGUUGUUUGGCUACUCUCUGGUAGUGAUUAUAAAAUACAUAUGAUCAGAGAAGAUAAAUUAAAUCACAGUUAUAGUGAAUCAUCUAUUGAAAAAUAUUUUCCUGAAUUAUAUGAUAUUCAAGGAAUUGCAAUAUGGAUUAAUAUUUAUUAUUAUGAUAGUUAUAAUUGGAGAUUGACAGUAAUUGGUUGUGAAUGUGGUUUAGUCAAUGUAGCUAUAAUUAAUAUUCCAGAAUUAAAAAUUUGUCAAAGUUGGAAAUUAAGAUAUGAUAAACCUAUCUGUAGUGUAUCUAUUUUUCCACUACAAAAUAAUAUUAGAAAACCUUCUUUUAUUAAUUCUAAAAAUUCCAAAAUGUUUUUAAAUAAUCAAGAAAACAAACUAAAUGUUCUUAUUGUAAAUACAAAUAAUGCAAUUGUUUUUAUGGAUAUUCUAAAUAAUGGAAUGAAUGAAGAUAUUAUAUUAAAUGGUAGUGAAACAAGUGAUUGCAUUUUAUGUUCUUAUGUUGCUGAUAUAAAUAUGGAUGGUCAGAAUGAAAUAUUACUGGGAACUUAUGGUCAAGAAGUUCUUAUUUUUUAUUUCAUAAAUAAUACAUGGGAAUUGAUAAUUAGAAAAUUAUUUGAUGCUCCAGUACAUUCUAUAUGUUAUAUGGAUAUUACUAAUGAUGGAAUGAAAGAACUUAUUGUUCUUACACAACGUGGAGUGCAUAUAUUGCAGCAUAAUAUUAUAGAUGUCAAAGAUAAAUGGAAAAAACGAUAUAAAAAAUUUCUU
Apis mellifera (honey bee) is the source of this 1316-nucleotide messenger RNA. Its product is annotated as KICSTOR complex protein kaptin. The annotation marks the transcript as partial. Gene Ontology annotation, cellular component: lamellipodium; actin cytoskeleton; KICSTOR complex. Gene Ontology annotation, biological process: cellular response to amino acid starvation; negative regulation of TORC1 signaling; actin filament organization. Gene Ontology annotation, molecular function: actin filament binding. The transcript has 7 exons. NCBI's taxonomy places the organism in Eukaryota, Metazoa, Arthropoda, Insecta, Hymenoptera, Apidae. The record is from RefSeq and is a predicted model, not a curated record.